Messenger RNA from Brassicogethes aeneus, 3581 nucleotides. NCBI's taxonomy places the organism in Eukaryota, Metazoa, Arthropoda, Insecta, Coleoptera, Nitidulidae. The record is from the annotation of a GenBank genome assembly.
UAGAUAUGGUGCGAGUUAUAUCGGUGCAUCAUUUUGCAAGUCAAAAUGUAGAAACAGUCGAACAGCCUACUGCCUGUACAGUGGCGCCUCCUAACCGAUUUCUACUGGCACUUACAAGUAACUGUAUUGAAGUUCGCGAUAUAAAAAAUGAAUCCGAAGUUCUUUUCACGUUCCCCACUGUAGAUGAAGUACUUCAAAUUGUGCAUUGUUUGAAUGGUGACUAUGUUGCAACACUGGAAACAAAGUUUAACCGUCAAAAUCGUGAAACGAAUUUUGUGAGAGUUUAUAUUAAUUGGGACACUGUUGCCACUCUUCAACAGUCCAAAAUGACUUCAAGUGGAGUCAGCUUGGGGUCAUCAGAAUGUGGAAUGGUACAACCAAUGAGAGCAAGGAUUGCUGGGAGAGUAACCCCAACAACCAAUCAGAGUGAACUUGGUAGUUUGGAAAUGGUUGAGAUUCCAGUCAAGAGAAAUCCAAACUCUAUAGAUUGUUGUCAGGUGUCUGGAAAUUUGAUUAUAUUAUCGGAAAAAAUCAUAAAUUUGUAUAAUUUUAAAGUCAGAACUCAUGAUAUUUCAAAAUUAAGAUUCAUAGAUUUUGAGGAGGCCCCAAUUUUAAUACAACUUAGUUUCAUUCCCCUGGUGGUCAAUUUCUGCGAAAAUUAUAUAUCUUGUAUGUCCAAAGACACUUUCUAUUUGUGCAGAAUAUUUAAUUCAACUCAAAAAGAUGCAAAUAAUGAACAAAAUAUUCAUGAAAAUGAUUUUAUUAAAUAUUGUCAAGAUGGUCCCAUAGACUACAAAAAACUUGUCAAAGAUGAACUUAUACAAAACAUAAAAGAAAAAAUCACAGUAAAUCUACCCAGUAUACUAAAAGAUAACAGCCUAAUACACAAAAACAACCCAUUCACUUUUUCCGACAAAGAAAUAACCGCAUCAAUAAAGCCAAACUCACCUUUGGACAACAAAAAUCAACAAUACACCAUACAAAACUUAAUACAACUAAAAUUAAUACCCAUAAUGAUAGAAAGUGGGCAAAAAUCAGUCGCCGAAGAAUUUAAAUCAGUAAUACUAAAACCAGUAUACAUCGACGAAAAUUUAAACAAAUACAAAAGCCACGAAAACGACGCCAAUUUUUUCAAGAGCGACUACAGAAAGUGUCUUAAUAGCGUUGUUUGUAUGAUAGCUACACAACAAGAAGGUUAUAUGUACCAUUUCGAUGAUUUAGAUUCUUCACUAGACAAAGAUAAUUGCAUCGCAAUCUACCCGUUUACCGCGCCGGUUUACAAGAUUGUAAUGGAGGAUUAUUUUUUGCAUGCUUUAACCGAGACGGGUUUGGAAAGUUACACGUUACGUUUCGGUCAUCAAUUGUGCCGUAAUUUUGAGGUUAUAGACAAUGUGAAUGUUGCUUGCCCACCUAUAAGUCAUUCCAUUUGUCUGGUUGGACUAAGACCGUUUUUGGGUGUGGAACAAAUUUUGUUGUCGGAAAAUAAUUUACUAUUAUUAGCCAAUUCAGAUAGUUCCCCUACGCACUCUUGUAGCUCUAAUAGCAGUUCAAACGCUAAUUUUUGGACACUAUAUAACCUUGAACUCCCCACCCCAAAAACAGUCUUCAAUGACAUAUCCAUUGUUGCCAAUGUACACCGUUUUACCUCUGCGCAGACUUACUGUCAUUUGAUGAGUGAGGCGCAUAUGGUACUGCGCAUCAGUCUGUUGUUAAAAAAAUGGACUGUCACAGAGGAUACUGUCAAAUUAAUUUUAACAGCUAAAACUAAUAUAGAUGAUGUCAUAGAAACGUAUAGAACGUCCUGUGCAUUAUUAGGAGACCAUUUUGUUAUGUGUUCCACUGAAGAACACUACUCUUUGGCCAUCCCUUAUUACAAAAUGGCGAGAAUACUACCUUCAGAAGUUUUAAAAAGAGUUAAAAAGGUACAAGAACAAUCCAACAAUACUAUAACAAAAGGUUUAAUGCACUAUUUGAGAACAAUACUGCUUGAUAUAAAAAGUGGUGUAGAUGUGGACAAAUGUUUUGGCUCUGGAAGCAAACAAAAUUUUUCUGAAGCUAUUUUGAAUUUACUUGAAGUCCAUGGCUAUGAAUAUUUACCAAAUUUGAUAUUAAAGAGUAAAAUAAUAAGGGAAUACUCUACUGAUAAGUUGAUAAAUAUUUUGACUGAAAAAAUAAAAGACGAUUCAAAUGUGGUGGAAAAAAACCUAGCAUUAACAAUACUUUACAUACAAAAAUGUAACAACACCAAAGCUUUAGAGUGUUUAUUAAAAAUCUCCAACAGCACACUUUUUGAAUUAUUAAUGGAAAAUUGGGAGCUACUUUUUGAGACCACACAAAAUCUGCAAAAUAAAUCAAAAAAUAUGACAACAUUCUCCGAAUUAUCCGUCAUAUUAAUACCACAUAAUUCCGAUCUAAUAUCAUCAGUCAUAGUGAAUUUGAUUGUUGUUAAAAAAGUGGUAAACCUCAAUAAAAUAAUUAAGGUAUUUUUGGAGUAUUUACCCAGUAGUAUUGGCAGUGACGGAAACACUGCUAGUUUUGUGUUACAAAAAACAUUGGAGCAAUACUUUGAAAAUUAUUUUUCUCGAUCAGAAAAUGCAGAUUUGAGUAAAAUUACAUAUGAAAGAGGUUCUGGUGAAGCAAUGAAACUUUUAGUACGGUCAUAUUUAUCACAAUUACAGAUUUUGCAGUUAAAAGAGGACAAAUGUAUUAAAUUCGAUUCUAAAUUAUGUAAAAAUGAUUCAAAUGAGAUAAAUACAGAGGAAGAAAGUGAUAUUCAAGACACAUUUAGUUACAACCAUAUAAACAAAAUACAAUUUCAGCAAGAAUUAAAAAAUAAAAAACAAAAAGAUACAUAUUUGUUCUCAAGUUUACGUUUUGAAUAUUUAGAUAAAAUGCCGCCUUUUCAAGUCGAAAUAACAUCAAAAAUAUAUGAAACAUGCCUUGAAAAUUACAAAAGCAAGGAUUUUACACCAAAUAGUGAAGCUGAUGUCGUUUUAAAACGAUUACAGGCAUUGCUUUGUUCUCAAACUGUACCUAAACCUAUUUUAAUGGAGGUAGCAAAUUUUUUAAGAGUCAAUGAAAAUAUUAGGGGGAGCUUCAGCUUAAAAAGCAUUAUUUUAGGCACAAAUGAAGCUGUAGUACUUUUGAUAGACGCAUGCCCACAGUGCUGUUUACAGUUUGGAAAGGAUCGUUUUACCAAAAAAGACGAAUGGAAAUUCCUAAUAGCCACCAUACAAAGACGUAUACUUAAACUAUCCCAAAACGAAACACUAAAACGAGUGUGCUUUUUCCACAAAAAAAUCCUAAAAGAUAUUCUGACAUACGUGGCAUCUUCGAUGACUUUGGACCAAUUAAUCGAGGUAUUCCCGCAAAGAUUCAGCAACACAAACCUUGAAAACGACAAUGACAACAACAAAUCGCACCAAAACGAAGAUAAUUUCGUCGAUGAUCUCGACAUUCUUAACGAAAUUCAAAAUUAUGAACCCUAUGUUAUUAUUUGUAAGGAAACAAUGCACGCUAACCAAAUCAACAAGUUAAUUACCACGACUGGACAGCAAUUGUUAUGCACACUAAACUUGUAG